UUGACUUCUAUACUGUGUUAAUUUGUAAUUUGUUCGUUAUUUUCUAAAGUAUCUAAUAAAUAUUUUCGAUUUCAGUUAUACAUGACUGAGCUAAAUGAAUUAAUACAUUAAGAUUUAUGUUGGUAAAAUACUACAGACUAUACUAAAUAAAGUUUACCAAUGGAGGGAGCCUAUAGAGAUAAAUAUGCUUUUGUUGGAGAAUGGUAUGAUAACCAGGCAAGUCUGGUGAGGCGUUAUAACUUAUUCUACUAUCCAUGUGAUGAUACUAUUGAAAUGUAUGAUUUAAAGAAUAGAAAAACAUUUCUCAAAAGAGUAAAAGUAACUGGUGUAACAUUAGAAAACUUUUAUAUUGGAAGUACACUUAAUAUUUUAGGAAGACUUGUAAAAAUAACAAGCUUUGCUUGCGAGGAUACAAAAGCGAAGUUGCUCAAGGAUAUGGAAGUAACAUUUGUACUUAUAAAGCCAAUUGAAGCGAACAUUGCUGGAAAAAUUAUAACUCAUCUGUAUCAAAAUGGCCUAAGAAUAACUAAGAUGAAGAAAUCUCGCCUAACAGCAGAUGAUGUCAACUAUUUGUUCAGAUAUGAUGUUCAUGAUCCAACAUUCCCAUUUCUUUUUGAACAAUUGACUGAUGCGUUGGUGUAUGGUUUGGAGCUGGUAGGAAAUAAUGCAGUCAGUAAUUGUGCAAAACUAAUUGGUGACAGAGACCCAUUAAAGGCAGAACCAAACACAAUCAGAGCAUUGUAUGGUAAAGACCCUGUGAGAAACUGUGUCCAUUGUGCACCGGAUCCUGAGGCAGCUGUAAAGGACAUAGAAUACUUCUUUCCACCUCCUCCAUUCCAUUCAGUAAGGCUUAACCUGACUGCCACCCUGUCUAAUUGCACCCUGUGUAUUGUCAAGCCACAUGCUCUGAGGGAAGGCAAGCUGGGGGAUAUAAUGGAGCAAAUAGAUGAAGCAGGCUUCAAUAUUACAGCCCUCAAUAUGUUUAUGGUUGAAAACAUUAACGCCAAUGAGUUCUAUGAGGUAUAUAAGGGCAUUGUCCAAGAAUUCAAGGGAAUGGUUGAUGAGUUAUCGAGUGGACCUUGUGUGGCAAUGGAGAUAGUGGCCAAAAAUAAAGGUCUGCACACCGCAGUUGAGUUCAGGAAACUAGUUGGACCUAUAGAUCCCGUGAGUAAUAAGAGAUUGCCAGAUUGUUGCGGCCGAAUACAUUAAGAGCUAAACAUGGUAAAACAAGAGUUCAGAAUGCAGUACACUGCAGUGAUUUGGCUGAAGAUGGGUUGUUGGAAGUCGAAUAUUUCUUUAAAAUUCUAGACCUUUAACAUUAUGAGAGUUAAUAAUAGUCAAAUUAUAUAUUAACCCCCCUUAUUCAUAAUAGUCUGCUAACUUAAAGCAUGCUAACUCUCACUCUGUCUUCUUCUAUUGACCUAAGUCAGAAUGAGAAAAAAUACUCCUUAGCGGCUGUUUAAAGGUAGCGGACCAUUAUGAAUAAGGGGGUAUAUCACUAUGAUGCUAAAGCAAUGAAAUGUUUUGAAUAUAAUUAAAUUAAUAUUGCUCACUGAAGGCUGUAGCAACCUUAGAGUAUUUAACCAGGAAAAAAUCUAUAAGUCCAACUGGUAACCGCCACAGAUUAGCGCGUUUUAACAAAUUUAUCUUUAGCUUUAUAAUAUUAGUGUCGAUUUUGUUUACAUCAUUGACAUAUUAUAUUAAGAUUAUUCAGAUUCUUUUUGACACUAUUUUAUAUGGGCUAUGAGCGGCAUUCGCUUCAGUUUUCGGGGCAUAGACUUGAAGCCGUCUCCAGUUGUUUAAAUACUCUAAGGUGUGACAUGAUGUAGUCUGAUUUUUAUGAAAGCACAAGACUGAUUUUAUUUUACUUAAAAUUAAAUGUAAUGCUGGCUUAAUAAAAUGUUUGUACAAA
Messenger RNA from Leptidea sinapis, 1912 nucleotides. RefSeq names its product nucleoside diphosphate kinase 7-like (gene nmdyn-D7). The record is from RefSeq and is a predicted model, not a curated record. The transcript has 7 exons. NCBI's taxonomy places the organism in Eukaryota, Metazoa, Arthropoda, Insecta, Lepidoptera, Pieridae. Gene Ontology annotation, molecular function: nucleoside diphosphate kinase activity. Gene Ontology annotation, biological process: GTP biosynthetic process; CTP biosynthetic process; UTP biosynthetic process. Bases 160 to 1209 code for a protein of 349 amino acids. Gene Ontology annotation, cellular component: centrosome.